Torulaspora delbrueckii is the source of this 1506-nucleotide messenger RNA. Its product is annotated as UTP--glucose-1-phosphate uridylyltransferase. NCBI's taxonomy places the organism in Eukaryota, Fungi, Ascomycota, Saccharomycetes, Saccharomycetales, Saccharomycetaceae. Bases 1 to 1506 code for a protein of 501 amino acids. The transcript has a single exon. Gene Ontology annotation, biological process: UDP-alpha-D-glucose metabolic process; glycogen metabolic process. The record is from RefSeq and is a predicted model, not a curated record. Gene Ontology annotation, molecular function: UTP:glucose-1-phosphate uridylyltransferase activity. Gene Ontology annotation, cellular component: cytoplasm.
AUGUCAUUUCAAAAGAAACACACCAAGACUCACUCUACGUAUGCUUUCGAGAGUAAUACGAACAGUGUAGCUGCUUCUCAGAUGAGAAAUGCCCUGAACAAGCUUGCAGACUCUGUAAAGGAUGAUGAAGAGCUGCGCAACAGGUUUGAGAACCAAUUGGACUCCUUUUUCAGUCUAUUUAGAAGGUACUUGGUCGAGAAAUCGUCAGGUAACACUUUGGAUUGGGAAAAGAUCAAGUCUCCUUCCGCUGAAGAAGUGAUUCCUUACAAAUCUUUGUCUGAACAUCAACCAGAGAGUGUUAGCAGCCUGUCUAAGUUGGCUGUGUUAAAGCUGAACGGUGGUUUAGGUACAUCUAUGGGCUGUGUUGGGCCCAAAUCUGUGAUCGAGGUUAGAGAAGGUAACACGUUCUUAGAUCUAUCUGUGAGACAGAUUGAGUAUUUGAACAGACAGUAUGAUAGUGAUGUUCCUUUGCUGUUGAUGAAUUCUUUCAACACAGACAAGGAUACCGAACAUUUGAUCAAAAAGUACUCUGCAAACAGAAUCAGAAUUAGAUCUUUCAACCAAUCGAGAUACCCUCGUGUUUUUAAGGACUCGCUAUUGCCAGUACCUACCCACUAUGACGAUCCAUUGGAUUCCUGGUAUCCACCUGGUCAUGGUGAUCUUUUCGAGUCAUUACAUGCUUCUGGUGAACUGGAUGCGUUGAUCGCACAAGGCAGAGAGAUCUUGUUUGUCUCCAACGGUGACAACUUGGGUGCUACUGUUGAUCUAAAGAUCCUGAACCACAUGAUUGACACUGGUGCUGAGUACAUCAUGGAAUUGACUGACAAGACUAGAGCUGAUGUGAAAGGUGGUACUUUGAUCUCAUAUGAUGGGCAAGUUCGUCUUUUGGAAGUGGCCCAGGUGCCAAAGGAACACAUUGAUGAAUUCAAGAACAUCAGAAAAUUCACAAAUUUCAACACAAACAACUUAUGGAUUAACUUGAAAGCUGUGAAGAGACUGGUGGAAUCCACUGCUUUGCAAAUGGAGAUCAUUCCAAAUGGUAAGACCAUAAAGAGAAAUGGCCAAGAGGUUAACGUUCUACAAUUGGAGACUGCCUGUGGUGCCGCCAUCAGACAUUUCGAGGGUGCUCACGGUGUGGUCGUCCCAAGAUCAAGGUUCUUGCCUGUCAAGACUUGCUCAGAUCUGCUAUUGGUUAAAUCCGAUCUAUUCUACUUGGAGCACGGUUCUCUAACCAUAGACCCCUCGAGAUUCGGUCCAAACCCACUCAUCAAAUUAGGUUCUGACUACAAGAAGGUCUCUGGUUUCAAUGCAAGGAUACCUCACAUUCCAAAGAUCGUGGAAUUGGACCAUUUGACCAUUACAGGUAAUGUUUACUUGGGCAAGAAUGUUACUUUGAAAGGUACCGUUAUCAUCGUUUGUUCCGACGGUCACAAGAUCGACAUCCCCAACGGGUCAGUUUUGGAGAACGUUGUCAUCACUGGUAACUUACAAAUCCUAGAACACUGA